CAGCCCGCUCUGUUCCCCAAAGAUCCGCUAUAGUUGUUGUUCCCGGCUUUGAAUUAGUGCAAUUGUGUAAGAGUUCUUCCGGUGUCUUCAUUGCCUCGAGUCCUUUCACUGCGGCAGGUUUGAUAUGGUGGUCAAAGGUGCAUUAGCAAGGACGAAGGGAGGGUGUGCCGGAGGAAUAUUAUAUCGCCCGGUCAUAAACCCGGCCUGUGAUAUAUAUUGACCGUGCGCCGGGCGAGGUGUCUCUGGCGAAAGUGACAGGACAGGCUCGGACUCCCGGCGGAGAGAGGCUGCAGCGGCCGCGGGCUCAGACUGCCCGCUCCGGGCCAAGGCUCCAGCAGCUGGAGGGCUGAGAUCUGUCCCCGGCACCGGCACCGGCCCGCCGUCACCAUGACCACUCCAGAAGUCACAGAUUCACGUGAUCAAAAUGGGAAUUCGAGUGAAGAACCAGAGAAAUGGACAAAAUCUCAAAUUUUCACACUGAUAUCUGCAGCAUCGAUGAACUUUAGCUCGAUGAUUUGUUAUUCAAUUCUUGGACCUUUCUUUCCAAAAGAGGCAGAAAAGAAAGGAGUUAAUGCCAGCAUUGUUGGAAUGAUUUUUGGAUGUUUUUCUGUAUUCAAUUUAAUAUUUUCACUGAUCAUGGGAAAAUAUAUUGUGCAAAUUGGUGCAAAAUUCAUGUUUGUGGCUGGCAUGCUUGUCUCUGGUUGCUGCACUAUUCUUUUUGGCAUAUUGAAUUUAGCCCCAGAUGGACCCAUAUUUAUCUCUUUGUGUUUCAUCGUAAGAUCAGCAGAUGCAAUCGGUUUUGCUGCAAGCUCAACUGCAUCAUUCUCAAUUCUUGCUGCAACGUUUCCAAAUAACAUAGCUACAGUUAUGGGAUCUCUGGAGAUAUUCACUGGACUUGGCCUAUCAUUGGGUCCACCUAUUGGAGGCUACUUGUAUCAACUAUUUGGAUAUCAAAUUCCUUUUAUUUUGCUGGGAUGUAUCGUUCUAUUAAUGAUACCUUUGAACAUGUGCAUUUUACCAAGAUGUGAUGGCGUUGCCAGUAGUGGCAGUUUCUGGCAGCUGAUGUUAAUCCCUAAAGUUACUUUAAUGUGCCUGAUUAUCUUUUCCAUAAGUUCAUGCAUUGCAUUCCUGGAUCCCACCAUAUCCUUGUUUCUUAUUGAAAAGUUCAAAUUGACGCCUGGAUCUGUGGGACUAGUGUUCCUGGGACAUGCAUUGGCUUAUGCGCUAUCCUCUCCGUUUCUCGGAUUGCUGUCUGAUAAAAUACCAAGAAUUAGGAAAUGGUUAAUGCUGGUUGGAAGUUGGCUAAUUGCAGUGAGUUUCCUGUUGCUGGGGCCAGCACCCUUUUUACACAUUAAGGGGCAGUUAUGGUUGUUUAUUUCAAUGCUGGUAGUAACUGGAUUUUCACUUAGUUUGUGUGGCAUUCCUGUUUUUCCAGAAGUCAUCACAUGUGUUUAUGAAAGGGGAUUUGAAAAAGGACUUGGCACUUUAGGCAUAGUGUCUGGAAUAUUUGGAGCAUUUUGGUGUCUUGGGUCAUUUGUAGGACCCACACUGGGUGGAUUUUUAUAUGACAAGUUGAAUUUUGAGUGGGCUGCAACUAUACAAGGAGGCAUUCCAUUUGUUUUUGGUACGUUAUUGGGUGUGUACUAUAUGGUGGAAAUGGCGCACAAGAGGUCACAUUCUGGGAACAGCCUAGAAGAAGAAAGAAAACCACUAAUAACCAGCUGAAUGUCAAACAUAUAAUGGAUGGUCCAGUUUCCUGCUGAUCAAUUUUCAAUUACUGGUAUAUCCAUAAACACCUUUAGUGUUUAUACACUGUAUAAAAUAUCCCCUGGUAGACACUUGUAACACUAAUUAUUCUACUAUUUGUUCAGAAUUGAAGUUUUUUUUUUUACAUUACUGCCGCAAAGCAUGUGAAAAGUAGAUUACUAAUGUAGAAAUAUGAACAUUACAUUCUUCCAAUGUAAUCUGAUGCCUUCACUACAAUCAACUUGUCACAAAUGCCAGCACUCUGGAAUUCCAUUCAAUUUAUCCACUGCCAGAUUUUGAAUGCGUGCAAUCCUUUAAUGCAUUGUGACUGAGUUUUAUAAAAGAUGAUUAUAGUAGGAUCUUUAUCUGAUCUGCAUUGUCAGAAAAAAGCAACUUAACACUGAUUUCUUGGGCACUGACAAAAGGCCAGUAAAUAAAAGUUUAUAAUUGCAUUCCUAAAAUAAAUAA
Messenger RNA from Leucoraja erinaceus (little skate), 2214 nucleotides. It is a transcript of the gene slc18b1, whose product is annotated as solute carrier family 18 member B1. Lineage: Eukaryota; Metazoa; Chordata; Chondrichthyes; Rajiformes; Rajidae. Gene Ontology annotation, molecular function: transmembrane transporter activity. The coding region runs from base 388 to 1725 and encodes 445 amino acids. Gene Ontology annotation, biological process: transmembrane transport. The record is from RefSeq and is a predicted model, not a curated record. The transcript is spliced from 14 exons.